AAAUCUCCUUCAGAACUAGGGUUUUCUCUCAGAGCCUCCUCCAUUUCCCAAUUCACUCACUCACAGAGAGAGAGAGAGAGAGAGAAGAGAAAUCUCAAUUCCAAUGGCACCAAAGCAGAGGACCCCAAAGGUUAGCCGGAACCCAGAUCUGGUUCGCGGGGUCGGCAAGUACUCCAGGUCCAAGAUGUACCACAAGCGAGGCCUCUGGGCCAUCAAGGCCAAAAACGGUGGCGUUUUCCCUCGCCACGACGCUCAGCCCAAGGCUCCUGCUCCGGCUGCCAAAGCUCCCAAGUUCUACCCAGCUGAUGAUGUGAAGAAGCCGCUCGUUAACAAGCGCAAACCCAAGCCCACCAAGCUCAGGGCUAGUAUUACUCCAGGAACUGUGUUGAUCAUUCUUUCUGGGAGGUUCAUGGGAAAGAGAGUUGUGUUCCUGAAGCAGCUCUCAUCUGGAUUGCUUUUGGUCACUGGCCCAUUCAAGAUUAAUGGUGUUCCACUAAGACGUGUCAAUCAGUCUUAUGUGAUUGCUACUUCCACAAAGGUUGACAUCUCUGGAGUUAAUGUGGAAAAGUUUGAUGACAAGUACUUUGCCAAGGAAGUUCAGAAGAAGAAAAAGAAGGGAGAGGGAGAGUUUUUUGAGGCUGAGAACGAGGAGAAAAAUGUACUCCCACAAGAGAAAAAGGAGGAACAGAAGGCUGUGGAUACAGCAUUGAUAAAAUCCAUCGAGGCAGUUCCAGACUUGAAGACCUACUUGGCUGCAAGGUUUUCUCUUAAGGCGGGCAUGAAACCACAUGAGUUGAAAUUUUAGAUGAAACACUGGAAAGUGUUAGGAUCUGCUAUUCUUCAUUACAUGUCUUAUUUUGUUUGAACUUGGUCUAAACAGUUGUACUCUUCUAGUGCCAUUGGUAAUAGACAUCGAAAUUUUGAUGUUGUGUUAGAUGAUGCAUUGUGCAAGAGAUUUUCCAUUUUCAAAUUUUGGUUAUGGGUUUGCAACUCACUACUGAUAUAUAUGAUAUUUGAUUUGCUUUUUCUCUUUA
Molecule: messenger RNA, 1034 nt
Organism: Quercus robur (English oak)
Lineage: Eukaryota; Viridiplantae; Streptophyta; Magnoliopsida; Fagales; Fagaceae
Product: 60S ribosomal protein L6-1-like
Exons: 4
Coding region: 104-805 (233 amino acids)
Biological process (GO): cytoplasmic translation; ribosomal large subunit assembly
Cellular component (GO): cytosolic large ribosomal subunit; ribosome
Molecular function (GO): structural constituent of ribosome; RNA binding
Source: RefSeq, a predicted model, not a curated record